Cydia strobilella is the source of this 1066-nucleotide messenger RNA. Its product is annotated as GEL complex subunit OPTI. The transcript has 4 exons. NCBI's taxonomy places the organism in Eukaryota, Metazoa, Arthropoda, Insecta, Lepidoptera, Tortricidae. The coding region runs from base 99 to 482 and encodes 127 amino acids. The record is from RefSeq and is a predicted model, not a curated record. Gene Ontology annotation, biological process: mitochondrial respirasome assembly.
AGAUUUUAUUUUACGAGCGAUUAUUGAUUAGACUAAUGAAGUGUAUUGAAUACACUGUAUUUUAACUUAAAACGAGAGUAUAACAGUCUGAUAAUACAAUGUCCUCUAAAAACAAAUCUUCUGACAGUGCCAACAAGGGGAAAGUAACAGAAUCUGUUUGGAGAAAAGUGCUCGAAGCGAACGCAGAAUGGCCCGAUAAGGAGGAGUUCCUGGACGUUAUUUACUGGAUGCGACAAGCCAUUGGCAUAAUUUUGGGGCUGUGUUGGGGGUUGCUUCCCUUGAAAGGAUUCCUGGGAUUAUUGCUAUUUGUGUUAGUGAAUGCUGCAGUAAUAUAUUUUUAUGCGAGCAAUUUCCAAAACAUAGAUGAAGAGGAGUAUGGUGGUUUGUGGGAAAUCACCAAGGAAGGAUUCAUGACGUCAUUUGCUGGGUUUUUGGUCACUUGGAUAAUCAUGUACACAGGACUUCAUGGAAGCAGUUUAUGAGGUUCACAUGUGUGAAUUACAGACAGACAAACAGAAUGCAGUCUAAGUACAAGUAUUGUUAGUAGUUUGUAAAGACAAUAUGUUAAAGAGUGGGAAAGACUUGAGGAUGUAUUGUAAUGUAAUGUGCAAAUUGCAAAAGCUGUAAUUUAUGCUAUGAACUUGUAAAAACAGUUAUCAUAAGUUAUUAGAUACCUCAAAUGAUAUCAACUACUAGGUACUAUAAUUUCUAUAAUAAGUGUGUAAUAGGGCAAUCUGGCUUUUAUCUAAAAUUUUGUUCCUUACUCUAUUUUCUGUGCUUUGUUUGAGAAUGAUAUAUGAAUUUUGGGCUAGUUCAACUGUAAUCCUGUAUUAGUUUGCAUGUUGAAAGGUAUAAUAAAGAUUGUAAUUUAUCAUUUAUUGGGAUUUAAAUUGAUAUUAUUAUUUCUGGUAAAUUGCUAAACUAGUGCUAUUGAAAUAAGCUUUCAAACUGUUUCAGACGGUAAUUUAAUGGGAUCUGGUUAAAGUCCAGUGAAAUUUAUUAUGAAAUUUCAUUCUGUACUUGUACAGAUUAGUGACAAAAAAACCAGGCUUGUGUGUCACUGAUA